AUGGAAGAUCAAGCUCCAGGGCCAAAUAGUCCGAUCCAUGGUUCAGAGAGGAGUGAACCAGUCAGAUCAAGGUGGACUCCAAAGCCGGAACAAAUCCUCAUACUUGAGUCCAUCUUUAAUAGUGGCAUGGUAAACCCUCCUAAAGAUGAAACUGUGAGAAUAAGAAAGCUGCUUGAGAAAUUUGGUUCUGUUGGCGAUGCUAAUGUCUUCUACUGGUUCCAAAAUAGACGUUCAAGGUCUCGCCGCCGACAACGACAGCUGCAAGCUAGCCUUGCAGGAGAACAAAGAAACCAAGCACAAGUAAUUGGUGGUGGUGGUUGUGGUGGUGCAAUUCAGCAUGAAAAUAGCAGCAGCGCGCCUGCUAUGGGGUUUGCAAAUUCUCCUUCUAAUGUAGCUUCUUCUCCUCCUUUCCUCGUUGGUUCCUCUUCUUGUGGUGUCAUGGUUGAUGAUGGAAUGGAAAAUCUACACCCAAUGUCUCCUCAUAUGGGGUUUCAAGAAAUUGGGCAAAGCUCCAGUGUAACAUCAGUUUUGUGCCCAUCAGAAACUUCGAAUUUGCACUACCAGUCUGGAUUCAUCACAGUCUUCAUCAAUGGAGUACCAACAGAAGUUCCAAGAGGACCACUUGACAUGAAAGCCAUGUUUGGUGAAGAGGUAGUGUUGGUCCAUUCCUCGGGUGUGCCUGUCCCCAUGAAUGAGUUUGGCUUCUUACUUCAGAGCUUGCAGCAUGGCGAAAGCUAUUUCCUUGUAAGUACAUUUGGGAGACAACUAUGUGCCAAGCUCUAUGGCUAG
Molecule: messenger RNA, 789 nt
Organism: Durio zibethinus
Lineage: Eukaryota; Viridiplantae; Streptophyta; Magnoliopsida; Malvales; Malvaceae
Product: WUSCHEL-related homeobox 11-like
Biological process (GO): adventitious root development
Molecular function (GO): DNA-binding transcription factor activity; DNA binding
Source: RefSeq, a predicted model, not a curated record